Botrytis cinerea B05.10 is the source of this 780-nucleotide messenger RNA. RefSeq lists its product as hypothetical. The coding region runs from base 89 to 448 and encodes 119 amino acids. The transcript is spliced from 5 exons. The record is from RefSeq and is a predicted model, not a curated record. Lineage: Eukaryota; Fungi; Ascomycota; Leotiomycetes; Helotiales; Sclerotiniaceae.
GAUCUCUUCUUUAGCCUAUUGGACUUUGCAUUUGUGACAACUGAAUAUCUAAAAUGAAAUUUGUAUUUGGAUUCUCUAAUCUAUCUACAUGCAUACACAUCCAAUCCGACCGACCCCCUUUAGAAGCAAUUUUUGUUCGUCAAACAUUCCUCAAACUGUCACUCUCAAUCGGGCAAUACCUCUCGGAAAACCAACCAAUAUCAAUAUUCCAUUUCCUCCAUCCCUUCCUUACCUCUCCCUGAUAAAUCUCAACAUGCAUAGCGAGCACAUCAUCCAUUCUCUCCAAUCUAUUCUCAAGCAACGAACCAACCCUCACCCACUCUCAAAUCUAUAUCAUCCUCCCAUCCAUCCCAUCCAUCCAAUCACCACACCCAUCUCGUCUACCAACUCCACUCACAAACAUGACCGACUACAAAAUGUACAACCACCCAUCGUAUGCAAUGAGUAAACACCAAAUGACAUCCAGACAGCCAACCAACCCAGCCGACGAACUAUCAACGGCGAACGGAAUCCCUGGAAGAAAGUAUACCUACCGGAUACCGUAUUCUACCUACUUACCGGGUAGUUUCAACAUACGCCUGCCUAGCUAGCUUACUAAUACUAUCUGUAUGUAUUAAAUGUAAAAUACUCUCUCUGCAAUAAUGCGCAAACGAAUGAACGAACGAACGAACGAAUGACUAGGAGGGGAGGGGAGGGGAAUCGAUAUCGAUGGAGCAGAGCUAAUAACGAAAUAAACAAUGCGUGCGUUUCUUAGAUAUGAUAUGAUGGGAUAUUUAGCCA